Molecule: messenger RNA, 717 nt
Organism: Penicillium paradoxum
Lineage: Eukaryota; Fungi; Ascomycota; Eurotiomycetes; Eurotiales; Aspergillaceae
Gene: xanC
Product: transcription factor xanC
Exons: 2
Coding region: 1-717 (238 amino acids)
Biological process (GO): regulation of DNA-templated transcription
Molecular function (GO): DNA-binding transcription factor activity
Source: RefSeq, a predicted model, not a curated record
AUGAAGAUGGAAGAUCAGUCAACGAGUCCCAGAGAUGAGGAUGUCCUCAGUCAGACACAAGAUCCUCUGGAAAGACGGCGAUUGCAGAAUCGUCUUUCUCAGCGAAACCAUCGCCGCAAGAUCAGAGAGCGGAUUGCAAAACUUCAAGAACGUGUCAUAGCCAACGAACUGAGAGCUGCUGCUGCCCUUAACGGAUGGGAUCAAACAUAUAACCCUUCGCUGUUUCCCAGGGCUCACUCAGUACCGCAACAUGAUCACGGCUUUGCCUUGCGAGAUGUCCCCCCUUCAAUUCCAGAUCAAUGCACUCCAUUCAUGCCAUUAUAUCCUUCAUUUGCAUCACAUUCAUGGUCUAACGACUUGAAUACGUUCCCACAACACAGUGGAUGUCCUGGAGACUUACCACAGUUCACUGAGGCCAGUGAAGCGAGUCCGAUAUCUCCCAUACCAACUAUCUCUUCACAAUCCACCAACGGUAUAUCAUCAGCUACUGGUGUUGGCAGCGAGUCAUACCGGGAACUGGCAGGUACCUCGGAGCCCUUGAUACCAGACUCCUUGUCGACCUCAGCGCCCAACCAGCCCCUGUACUACGUUGCAACCGGUAUCUACCCAAACAAUCAACAUCGAAAUUACCAUCUGAACCAACUGACAGAAAAGCAGAAGCUGCAUUACCACAAAUCAUCCAAGUCAUCAACACUAUGUCGCCCCAAUACAAAGUGA